Messenger RNA from Amoebophrya sp. A25, 478 nucleotides. The record is from the annotation of a GenBank genome assembly. Lineage: Eukaryota; Dinophyceae; Syndiniales; Amoebophryaceae.
UGAAACGAUCCGAAAAGAGCAGGACAGAAUCGCAGCACUCUGGGAGAUCUAUUCCGAAGCCGCGAACUGGACUCUCUACAAUGACUCUUUGGAAAAGUACUACUAGUUGUUCUCGACGGAUGGAUGACAAUAAGUACUUAAUUUGUUCUGGUACUAGUACCGACUGAACUCUCUCCUACAUAUCAUAAUGACUCAUUGGAUGAAAUAAAGUACCACUGACUGGACUCUUUAUGUCUAAGUCUACAGUGACUCAUGUAGUUACUAAUUGGAGGACUCUCUCCUGGUAUAAUGCCUCAUGAUAUCACUUGGAGGGUCAUGAUAUUACAAACUACCGCACAUAGGUUACGUGAAUACGCAGAACUUGCGGUGGACUACGAGAGGCUAGUGAAUGCCACCGAGAGGACCAUGCGACGGUGGGAAGACCUACUAGACGAAGUGAUGCAAAACGCCACGGAAGCAAGAAUAGAGUUCCAACAGU